This is a messenger RNA of Amphimedon queenslandica, 1302 nucleotides long. RefSeq lists its product as uncharacterized. The coding region runs from base 1 to 1302 and encodes 433 amino acids. Gene Ontology annotation, molecular function: GTP binding. The record is from RefSeq and is a predicted model, not a curated record. Lineage: Eukaryota; Metazoa; Porifera; Demospongiae; Haplosclerida; Niphatidae. The transcript has a single exon.
AUGCAGAGCAAGACCAGUGAUGCAUUGAAGUAUACCGUAUCAUUGGGGGACAUCAACGUCGAAAUAAUUGACACACCAGGCCUUGGUGACUCAAAGGGAAUAGAGCAAGAUAAGAAACACGUUACAAAAAUCAUUGAUACUCUUAAAAAAGAAGAUUACGUCAAUUGUGUUUGCCUUAUCGUCAAUGGAAGAUCCUCCCGUAUGAGUGCUACACUUAGUUAUGUACUAAGUGAGAUAACGUCUAUUCUUCCCAAGACAAUACUCAAUAAUAUCAUUGUGGUAUUCACUAAUACCACUGGUUUGCUGCAACUGAGCUUUGACUUGGGAGCGCUGAAGCAUUACUUUGGUCAAAACUUGGAGCACAGCUACUACAUUGAAAAUCCGUACUGCCUUUUCGAGAAAGCUAACAAAAAGAAAGGUUUAAUGUCCAAAGAGCUACUAGCUGAGAGCUUAAAGGACGAAUUCGAGAGAACAGCAAAGACAUUGAAUAAACUCUUUGCUACAAUGAAGUCCUUUGAGCUGGUCCAGACAAACAAUUUCCUACAGCUUUAUGAGAAAAAGGAGAAGAUCGAGGUAACCGUAGCAGAAGCUCUUAAAAAGUAUGACACUCAAUUGGAAAUCACAGCUGAAAUAGAAAAAAAAGAAAAAGAGAUUAGUGAUGCUGUCAGCAAAAGUCAGUAUAAUGAAAAAUAUAAGGAACGUCAAACUUCAACUUGCAGAGAAUCAAUAAGCACAUCUCACCACAAUACAAUAUGCACAGCAAAAGAGUGCUUUUCAACCUGCCAUGAACACUGCAUUCUACCUCGAACAGUGGAAGCAAUUAACUUCAAAAGUUGCAUACGUAUGAAUGGGGAUUAUUGCACUGUAUGUGGCCAUCAUUAUUCCUCACAUCAGCAUCUGUAUGUUAAGUAUAUAGAUGUGGAACGCGUCUGGUGGACAAUUAAUGCUGACAUGGAGAGGAGGUUUCUUGAAGCAAAAAAUGACAAAGAAAGGGCAACAUUAUUGAAGAAGGAGCUUCAAGAAAAGCAUGAUGCUAUUAUUAAAGAAAAAGAGAAGUUAUUUGAAAUACUUAAUCAGGCAAUCAAGGAGUUUCAAGCUUUGGGCAUUAAUCAUAGUUUUAAGAAAGUUUUAAAGAAUCAAGUCUCUUUCAUUGAGCAUCAUUUGGAAGGGCAAGCAGAUUUAGAUCCUAACAGCAGCGGAGCUAAGAGGUUAGAAGAAAGUAGAAAAGAAUUAAAGAAGAAGAUCGAAAUUAUUAAGGAGCUAAAAAGUAACUUCCAAUUAUUAUCAACUAUUGUGCAGUAG